AUGCGCAAGCCCUUUUGCCCAACCUAUCUCUCCAUGAUGACUGAUAUUGUUCGCUUUCUCGAUAGCACGUUUACCCCACAACUCCAGUAUCUUCAGCUCUAUAUCCACACACCAAUUGUAGGCAUUUGUCAUAUUGAUGAGUUUCAGAAACUAACCAAGCAAGCCGCUAACAAAAUCAAUCAUUCUAAAGAUAAUCGACCCCCUAUUAAAGUGCAUCUCUGUAUCAGCCAUUCUUUAAACGAAUCCGUUUUCGACAAAGACUUUUUAACUUUUGUCAACGUUUUGACAAUGUAUAAGCAAAACGGAAUGGGCAGGUAUAUACACCAACUUAAUGAAUAUCUCGAGCUCAUGCCUAAUAUCAAACAUCUCAUCAUUGUCCCUCAUUUCCCGAACCACACAACCGGUACCCUUUUCAACACCUCAUCUCCACAUCGCACCAGCCUCACCCCUUCCAUUUUCUGGAAUCACGCCUCGAUCGGCACUUCCUAUAGCCCUAUCUCCUUUGUUCCAGACCUUCUUGUAUGCCCAACCUUUGAACCGUCCUACUACGUCGAUCUUUCCUGCCUGACGAGUCUCUACUUGACCCAUAUCAACCCCACCUCGUUAUUUGAGGUCUACUUGCCAAACCUUCAAAACCUCGGGAUCCAAAUUAAUGAUAUUUUAGAUUCCUCCCUAAACUCCAGUGCCAAAAUUAAUUUCUUAAAAAACCCAUCUUUCGCUUCCUCUCUAAAACGACUCCACAUCAACGACUAUUCCACUUCUAAAUUUUUAUCAUCGACUGAUUCCUUGCCAAAUAUUUUAAAAGUUUUUCCUCUUCUUUCGCAAUUCCCUGCUCUUACAGCGGCACAUUUCUACCAAUUGAUAGAUUUUCAAAUUGGUCGUGUGCCUUCUGUUGAUUACUUUCAAAACAUUCAAGAACAUGUUAUAUCUCACCCGGCUUUAAAAUCGCUUACUCUUCCUGCAAUUUUUUUAAGUUCUCAUUUGUCUACUUUUAAAUCCGUUGCAAAUUUUAUCCGAAAAAUGAGCUCUUGUCAGGGCAAUACUUUUGUGCUACGCCUGUGUCAAUCUAUAACUUCGCCAUCCCUAAGUCUAUCUAUGCCAGAAAACUUUUUCAAAGGCAAAGUUCCUCAAGAAAGUGGGCUUUUUGUUAUAGAGAAAAUUAAUAUCUCGCCGGUAGACAUUCUAGGCCCUGGAAUUGUGGGUGUGUCUGAGGCCCAGUGUUGUGCGUUUGCAGGAUCCAUCAGUUUAACGAGUACUUAUCUGUUGACUAUCAAUUCUGAAAAAGUAAUUGAGAUGGGAGAUGCUUGGAUAGAGGACGAAGAAGAAGAAGAAGAAGAAGAAGAAGGAGAAGCAAAAGAAAAAUAA
Messenger RNA from Magnusiomyces paraingens, 1365 nucleotides. RefSeq lists its product as uncharacterized. Bases 1 to 1365 code for a protein of 454 amino acids. NCBI's taxonomy places the organism in Eukaryota, Fungi, Ascomycota, Dipodascomycetes, Dipodascales, Dipodascaceae. The transcript has a single exon. The record is from RefSeq and is a predicted model, not a curated record.